This is a messenger RNA of Oxyura jamaicensis (ruddy duck), 3788 nucleotides long. RefSeq names its product solute carrier family 41 member 2 (gene SLC41A2). Gene Ontology annotation, molecular function: monoatomic cation transmembrane transporter activity. The transcript is spliced from 11 exons. Lineage: Eukaryota; Metazoa; Chordata; Aves; Anseriformes; Anatidae. Gene Ontology annotation, biological process: monoatomic cation transport. Gene Ontology annotation, cellular component: plasma membrane. The record is from RefSeq and is a predicted model, not a curated record. Bases 213 to 1934 code for a protein of 573 amino acids.
GGCCGCUGCCCGCCUCGCUCAGGUCCAGAUUUGCUUAUGGAAUUGUUGAAGAUUUGAGAUCUCUGAAAAAAACUUUUUGCAUGCAAAAAAGGAACAUUUUGGUUUAUCUGUUUUAAAAUUAUCAAGUGCGGCACUUGAUGACUCAUCUACAAGAUUUCUUCACUGACGUCUGAAGAACAAAGUGCUUCUCCAACCUGCACUUCUGUAGCACUAUGACUAACUGUAAAGGCAGAUCUACCAUUGCCAAAACAAACAGCAAAGUUCAUGACAGAGAAGGUUUUGUAAACUGGACCAUAAAUUUUAGUACAAUUCAGUCUGAUAAAUUCUUGAAUUUGCUUUUGAGCAUGGUUCCUGUUGUUUACCAAAUAAACCAGGAUGAAAGACACAAAAAAGUGAAUGGUAUCUGGCAAGAUGGAUUACAACCAGCAGGACACAAUUAUAAUGUUAGAUCUGACCAGCACACAGACUACCAUCACUUUGCAGAACCAACUUUUCAUGGAAGUAAUGGACACAGCCCAACUAGCUGUAGCCCUAAAUAUGAUGAUUUUACCAGUUAUAAUUACUGCGAUGGAAUGGACACUUCAGAAACAGAUGCCAUGUUGCAGGAAGACAACCUGUCUAGUGACAGUAAUGAAGAUAUUAUUGUGGAAGGGAGUAGAAAACAACCCAAAGAAUCUAGUAGUAUUAUGGCAUUGCAGAUACUUGUACCUUUUUUGCUAGCAGGAUUUGGAACUGUUUCUGCCGGCAUGGUUUUGGAUAUUGUGCAGCACUGGGAUGUGUUCAAGAAUGUUACUGAAGUUUUUAUCUUGGUUCCUGCACUUCUUGGUCUCAAAGGAAAUUUGGAAAUGACCUUGGCAUCCCGGCUGUCGACUGCUGUAAAUAUUGGAAAAAUGGAUUCUCCCAUUGAGAAAUGGAACCUAAUAAUUGGCAAUUUGGCCUUAAAACAGGUUCAGGCAACAGUAGUUGGUUUUCUGGCAGCCGUGGCAGCAGUUAUAUUGGGCUGGAUUCCAGAGGGCAAAUACCGUUUUGAUCAUUCAAUCCUUCUGUGUUCUAGCAGUGUAGCAACUGCAUUCAUAGCUUCUCUUUUACAAGGAAUAAUAAUGGUUGGAGUUAUUGUUGGAUCAAAGAAAACUGGUAUUAAUCCUGACAAUGUUGCCACUCCUAUAGCAGCAAGUUUUGGAGAUCUUAUCACUCUUGCUAUUCUAGCAUGGAUAAGUCAGGGUCUUUACACUUGCCUUGAGACAUAUUACUAUGUAUCUCCUCUAGUUGGUGCCUUUUUUUUGGCUCUGACUCCUAUGGGGAUUGUCAUAGCUGCCAAACACCCAGCUACCAGAACUGUUCUCCAUUCAGGAUGGGAGCCUGUUAUAACUGCCAUGGUUAUAAGCAGUAUUGGUGGCCUUAUUCUGGACACUACUGUAUCUGAUCCGAACUUGGUUGGAAUUGUUGUUUAUACCCCGGUAAUUAAUGGUAUUGGUGGUAACCUAGUAGCUAUUCAAGCUAGCAGAAUUUCUACCUACCUCCAUUUACACAGCAUUCCUGGAGAACUGCCAGAAGAAGCCAAGGGUUGCUAUUAUCCAUGCAGAACCUAUUAUGGUACAGGAGUAAAUAACAAAUCAGCCCAAGUUCUGCUUCUUUUGGUGAUUCCUGGACACCUAAUUUUCUUGUACACCAUCCAUUUAAUGAAAAGCGGCCACACUUCCUUAACUCCUAUCUUUAUAGCAGUAUAUUUGUUUGCAGCUCUGCUACAGGUGUUUACUCUGCUAUGGAUUGCUGACUGGAUGGUGCACCACUUCUGGAAAAAAGGGAAAGAUCCUGACAGUUUUUCUAUCCCUUAUCUUACUGCACUGGGAGAUCUGCUUGGAACUGCCUUACUAGCCAUAGGUUUUCAUUUUCUGUGGCUUAUAGGGGACAGAGAUGGUGAUGUCGGGGAUUAAUUAUUUCAAUGGAUGCAAUGACUUUUCCUGGAAUACUGAGAAGAUCAAUCAUUCCAUUUGAAGGUCCUCAAAAUGACUGUUCCAUUUGGUCUGAGUAAAUCAAGUUGACACAGAUAUGAAACAGCCUUAAUCAUUUUUUUGUUGUUGUUGUUCUCUUCUUGUUUUUGUUUGUGAAAAAGGAUUGAUCGAGGAGGAUAUUUGAGAACUUCAGACUGAAAACAAGGUGAAUGGCUGCUAAUUGAAAAUAUCUGAGUAGACACAAUCAAGGACAUGUCAAUCCUUUAUCAGAUUUUAAAUUUUUUAAAGAUCUGGUCUUUUAAUGAUCAAUUUCUUACCUGUAGUGCAAACCAGAACAAUCUUCAAUCGCUCAUUCAGUGGUGACAAAGAAGAGGGUAAAAAACAAUCAGUGGCUUGCCUUGUCUUUUUAUCCCUAAAAGAAAGUGGGUACAUAUUCCCACAGAGGUGGUCAUGAGACCUGAGAUGAGUUCUCUUUCAUAGACAUUACCUGAUUAGCUGAUGUGUUCUUAACUUGCAAUUUCAGCGCUGUAACUCUCUGACCAUUGCAGGCUUGAUAUCAAUAAUAACUGUUACAGCGAUUUGAACCCGAUUGUCUAAAUGUUUUGUCUCAAGCUUUAUGGUGUACUAAUAUGACCGUCAUCAAUUCUGAAAUCAGACACUUGAAAAGUGUCUGCAGGACUGAGCCCUUUUUCUUUCUGCUAAAAAGAGCAACCUAAUUAUUUUGCUGUUGUAAUUUAUUAGAACGAGAACGUAGUAAAGUCAUAUAAUGUGAGACGGACCUGAUCAAUAAUAAUGGAUGGAUUAUUAGAACGCCUUGUGCUGAAAAGUGUCUUUUCAUUCUGCAACUGAAAAAAAAAAAGUUUAACUAACUGAUAUUAAUGGUGUUGUGAUGGCCAGUAUCCUGACUUUAAUGAAGUAUUUAGAGGUGUUGAGUCAAACAUAAAUACUUACCCCUGAUUAAAACUUAGGGUAUAGAAGAUUAUGUUGCAUUUCAGGCACCUAGGAAGUUACAUGGACUUCUGAAAUUCCAGAGCUAUCCGUGUCACCCAUUUCAAAGCAAAAAUCUCCAUUCUUGCUAACAGGAUUUCUGAUUUCAAGUUCUAGAAGUAAUAUGGUUAGUAAGGAACGACUGCUGCUGAAUGGUUUAUCUUAUUUCUAAAUCUCAGUAUUUCAAAUAAUACAUUGAUCAUGAGGACUCUGGUUGUCACUUCGGAAAAAAAAAAGGUACUAAAUGCUCUGUUAUAAAAUCUAGUGGGAGUUCCUCUUGUUUUUAAAGACUACAGCAUACAUCCUAAAUGCAUAAUUAUAUAAACAUGUCAGACUUUAAAUGUUGUGAUCAGAUGUUUUAAAUUUUGAGGCUUAAAUUAGACAACUAAAUCCAUAUAUCAGCAUAUGUUGGAAACCGGUAAACAUUAGUCAUGCGAGGUGUGCAUAUAAAUUGUCCCUUUCAAUUUGAUGGACCUACUCAGAUGAAUUAAGUUAAUUAUGUGCAGAAGUGUUAAUGGGACUUUUAUGGGUGUUCGUCACCUUAAACUCGGUGGAAAUUGAAAGUGUUUGCAAUUCUGAAAAUUAAACCAGCUCUCCAGUGCCUACACAUGGAUUUAGAUGCCUGACUUUUAGCACCGCCAUAUAAACAUUUUUAUUUAAGCUUUUUCUUACAGUUAUAUGGCAUAGUUGUUUGAAUGAAUCAUGUAUUAUGUCUUUUAUUAUGUGAAAGAUGAAAUCUUUCUACCUUCAGGUUCUCCAACUUUUCUUAGUUUGUAUUAAUGUUAUUUAAAAUAGUCGUAUGUAGCAUUGCAGGAAAUCUUCCCAUUAAAUUGUUUAAAAUGGACUAGA